AUGUCCUUUGGCCAGCUGAACUUCAAGGAGCUGGGUGAGGAGGAGCCCACCUGGGAGGAGGAGAGCCUGGACAGCGUGAAGGCGCUGACGGCCAAGCUGAAGCUGCAGACGCGGAGACCUUCCUACCUGGAGUGGGAAGCCCGGGUGCGGGGGCAGCCCUGGCACAGCCAGACCCCUGGGGAGGCACGGGGGGCAGAGCCGGGCCCUGGGCACCCCGAGGAUGAGCGGGAUGGUGGCAUCUGUGGCUUCGCCACUAUGGAGGCGGCUCUGGAGUGGCUCAGGAUGGAGCUGCGGGAGAUGCAGGCUGCAGACCAGCGCCUGGCGCAGCAGCUGAUGCGCCUGCGGGCACAGCUGCACCGGCUGAAGGUGGAGCAGGCCUGCCACCAGCACAAGGAGAUGCUGGACGACGCUACCUUCGGCCUCGAGGGCUGCGAGGAAGACUCGGACCUGCUCUGCAACAUCCCACCCAAGGCCGCCUUCCUGCUCUCCAUGCCGCUCAAGCACAUCGGCGUCACCCGCAUGAACAUCAACUCCCGACGGUUCUCCCUCUGCUGAGCGCAGCGGGACCCCACGGAGUGCUCGGCAUCGAGCCCGGAUGGGAGCCUCGCAGGCACCCAUGGGUGCAUCCGGACCUGAUAGGGCUCAAGGAUCCCUACCAAAAUGCCUCGGGGACUGCGGAGCUGCUGCUGGGGCUGAGCUCCCUCAGGGCAGGCGGUGCUGAGCCAUGGUGCUGCCAGCCCUGCCCCGGGGGCAAUGCCAUGCCACGGUGGCAUGGGAAAAGCCACCACCCCCAUCGGGCACAGGGUGUUUUGGGGCACCCAGUGCCCUAUCCCUAAGGGAUAGGCAGGGUCAACCACAGUGCAAAAUGUGGGGAGCAGCUCUUUGAGGAGGAAUAAAA
Gymnogyps californianus (California condor) is the source of this 898-nucleotide messenger RNA. RefSeq names its product family with sequence similarity 167 member B (gene FAM167B). The transcript has 2 exons. NCBI's taxonomy places the organism in Eukaryota, Metazoa, Chordata, Aves, Accipitriformes, Cathartidae. Bases 1 to 555 code for a protein of 184 amino acids. The record is from RefSeq and is a predicted model, not a curated record.